Molecule: messenger RNA, 1560 nt
Organism: Penicillium macrosclerotiorum
Lineage: Eukaryota; Fungi; Ascomycota; Eurotiomycetes; Eurotiales; Aspergillaceae
Exons: 4
Coding region: 1-1560 (519 amino acids)
Molecular function (GO): hydrolase activity, acting on carbon-nitrogen (but not peptide) bonds
Source: RefSeq, a predicted model, not a curated record
AUGAAAUCCUUUUCGCUGUCCGAAGAGUCCGAAGAACACCGCAUACUCAAGCUGCGAAGCUCAUCUGUUAUCUUUAAUGAGUAUCUCGUACCGAACUACGUUGCUGAGGGGGGUACAAUCCUCUACCACGAUGAUGCUAAUAAGGUCACUCCACUCAAACUCACCGACAUCUUGAUUCAGGACGGCAAGAUUGUGGAUAUCGGUCCAAAUCUCGUGGCACCGUUAAAUGCCGAAAUCGUGGACUGUUUUGAUAAAAUUAUCAGCCCUGGCAUGAUCGACACCCAUCAUCAUCUCUGGCAGACUCAGCUUAAAGGCCGACAUGCUAAGGAUUCCCUCCUUGACUACUUUUGCAAUGCUUCUAUGGCAAGUCACCAUUAUGAGGCUGAUGACAUUUAUUGGGGGCAGCUGGUUGGGGCUCUCGAGGCUAUUAAUACCGGAACCACUUUCGUUCUGGACCAUGCCCAUGGAUGCAAGACUAAGGAACAUGCCAAUCGUGCUCUUGCAGCGACAACCCAAUCUGGUCUCCGCUCAAUUUUUGCAUACGCAAAUCCGACUAGGUUAGAAAAAUGGGACCAUGAUUGCUGUAUCCCGUCAACGGAUAUGAUUCCCGCGGAGAUAAUAGAACAUGUGGUCGAGUUAGCGGGCAAGCAGCCCCUAGGUGAUGGUCGAAUCCAUAUCGGCUUUGGUUUUGACUAUUACUUCUUGCCAAAGCAGGUAAUUGUUGGACUCUUUGGCCGACUAAGAGCUGCGGGGGUCAAGCUCUUUACUAGCCAUGUCGUUAAUACCGGCAUUUUUGCUACGGGGUCUAUUGUGAACAUCAUCUCAGAUUAUGGAUUGCUUACUACGCCUUCAGAUAUCCUGCUCUCCCACUGCACCGGUCUUAAUGACCAGGAGAUGGAUAUUCUGCGGGAAACAGGCAUCCCUGUAUCCACAACCCCUGAUACCGAGUCUAAGAUGGCCAUGGGCUGGCCUAUCUCUUUCACUCCUGGUAUUAAGUACACUUUUGGAGUUGACUGCCAUACCAACAACACGGCUUCAAUUCUACAACUAGCACGUCUUGCCAUCGGAAUGGCGCGUCAGCAACGGGCCCUUCCCGUCACCGCAGUGGGGAAUUUCCCGACUACUAUGCCAGCGACUGUUGAGGAGGCCUUUAAUGCGGCGACCAUCUACGGAGCCCAAGCUGUCGGGCUAGGCGAGAUCAUUGGGUCGAUCCGGGAGGGGAAGCAGGCGGAUCUAAUUCUAUUUGAUACCAAAAGCAUUAACAUGGCUGCUGCGGCAGCAUUCGAUCCUUUGGUGGCUGUGUUCAAUCAUAGUGAUGUCAGUGAUGUGAGUGGCGUGAUGAUUGGCGGUAUUUGGCGCAAAAAGGAUGGCUUUUUAACUACAGUCACCGCGGAUGAUGGAAGGCAGCUGAACUGGGACGAAAUCAGGAAAAGCCUACUGAAGAGCCAGAUCAAUAUACUGAUGAAAGAGAGGGAUGUCAGUGUUGAGAAAGCGCGGGAUUUGGUUUUGAAGAUGUACAAUGUGGACGAAAACAAGCUCGUCGAUAUAUUGCAAAACUAA